This is a messenger RNA of Priapulus caudatus, 2025 nucleotides long. RefSeq names its product neuronal acetylcholine receptor subunit alpha-9-like. The transcript has 6 exons. The record is from RefSeq and is a predicted model, not a curated record. Gene Ontology annotation, biological process: signal transduction; chemical synaptic transmission; nervous system process. Bases 62 to 1375 code for a protein of 437 amino acids. Gene Ontology annotation, molecular function: acetylcholine-gated monoatomic cation-selective channel activity; transmembrane signaling receptor activity. Lineage: Eukaryota; Metazoa; Priapulida; Priapulimorpha; Priapulimorphida; Priapulidae. Gene Ontology annotation, cellular component: postsynaptic membrane; neuron projection; synapse.
GAGUGAGAGUGCCGACCGAGUGUUUAGCGACUGUUAUGUUCUAUAGUGUAUAACCGUAAUAAUGUGGUCGGUUCACGUCGUCGUCGUUGCAUUUCUGGCGCUCUUUUGCGUGCUUCGCGUUUGUCACAGCCAGCUAGCGGACGAUGACGACGAGCGGGAUGAUGUACGAAACGAUGUGAAAGUAGAGAAACGAUUGAAGGAUGCCUUGCUCAAGGACUACGACAAGCAGCUGAGGCCGGUCAUCAACGUCAGUGACGCCGUGCCACUCAGAACGAUGAUGUACAUCAGAAACAUCAAGGAACUUGAUGAGGUGCGCGAGGUAUUGACGCUGAGCGUUUGGUUUAGAAUGGUGUGGCAAGAUCAGCACAUGGUAUGGGAUCCAACUAAGUACUCGAACAUCACCAGUAUCCGACUAGCCUCUGAGUCCCUUUGGAGACCGGACAUUUACCUUUAUAACAACGCACAUGCAAACAUUGAGCAUUUUCCCACCAAAAUGUUCAUCACAAUUCGAUACAACGGCAGGAUGUCCUGGGCCAUACCCGUCGAGUUUCGAAGCUAUUGUCCGGUAGACCUCAGCGACUUUCCGUUCGACUCGCAGAGGUGCGUGUUAACUAUCGGCUCGUGGGCGCACCACGGCUGGGAGAUCGCGCUGUCCAACGUCACCUACUGCUUCUACUCGCAGUACUCGCACCAGGAGUGGGAGAUCACGCGCUGCAACACGAAGAUGCAGAGCGUGACGUUCGGUUCGUUUCCCGAACCGUUUCAAGAUCUCAAGUUCAUCGUCGACAUGAUGCGGCAUUCGGCACCCUACGUCAAGAUCGUCGUGCUGCCGUGCAUCGCCAUCGAGGCGAUCGCGCUCGCCUCGUUCUUCCUGUGUAUCGAAUCUCGCGAGAGAAUCACGAUGGCCAUGCUGAAUCUCGUCGUGCUGGCGAUUCUGAACAUGGACAUGACCGCCAUGAUGCCCGUGAGAUUUUCUAACGCCGUCCCGAUCAUAGUUGCCAUGUACGACCUGACGUUCUUCAUGCUGGUGCUGUCGCUGCUCAUGUCCGUCGUCGUGCUGGCUCUGCACCACCGCGUCGUCACGCGCUCCAUGCCCGCCUGGACCCGCCUCGUCUUCAUACAGCUCCUCGCACGAGUCCUCCUCGUCGACACCACCGGCGUGCUGCAGCGACCCGGCGAUAAACAGCAGCUGUCGUCGCCGGAGGACGCCACCGUCGCGACUUCCGAUUCCGGUAGCGACGAGAAGGAGGCGUUGGACGCGAUACAGAGAGAGUGGAAGCUGGUGGCGAGAGUCUUCGAUAGGCUGAUGUUUGUCGCGUUUUUCACCUGUUUCUUUAUCGGUUGGUGCGUGUUCGGGAGCAAAGCGAGACGCUAGAAGAGUUGUUUUUAUUCUGAUUACGCGCAGCGCUUGUGCGAUCAUUAUUUCGUGUUUAGAUACUUUCGGAAUUUGCAUUAUUCUACUCGCAAUAGGUUUCUAUAUACUUCUUGUGACAUAUCGCAGAAACCUCGAUUAGUAUGAUCUUAUUCUUAUGCAAUAAUUAUUAGUUAUAUAUAUUGUCUGAUGGUAAUGACCACUCUUUGCGACUGGACCACUGGUUACGACUGACCACUGGUUGCGACCAGAUUUUGUAACCACUUUGAAGCUUGUAAGGUGGCAUAUACCAAAGGUUGCAAUAUUACCAAUGCAAUAUUUCCAAUCCGAGCUAUUUACACUAUUAUAAGACGAAUUGUAGACGAUGGCAUUGUAAUUUCUAUUAAAGACGCAUAUACAUACGCAAUAUUACUAUUAUAUACUAUUAUAUUAAUAUUAUACUAUCGAGAUUUUAAUACAGUGCAUUUGUAAUUCUAUUUUGUGGCAUACGAUGUGUAUAUUUUUGUGACGUAUGCCAUGUAACAACCGUAGAUAGAAAUACGCAGUGACAAUGGUCAGAUACACUGAAUAAUCGUGCGUAAAACAAAUCUUCCUGGCCUUUUGUCAAUAGUUAAAAUUCCACUGGUCACGUAGUUCUACUACACAGCGACAGC